CCUCAUGCGAACUGCGAACUCGUCUGCAAGCUCACGUUUGUGGUUCUGAGGGUGCAGGCUGGCGGAAUUGCAGGGCGUCAGUGCAAACAGCCAUCAGCCAACUGCCCUGUGUCUUUCACUCUCGCUUUUCCCUCUUCACUUGCCCACCGUCACUAGCCAGACAGGUCUUGAUGCAUUACUGCAUUCGCCAUUACCCUUCGAGACCUGUCGACCUGAAAUCUUAGGCUCCGUGCCCUUCCCCAUAUUUUUUUUUAUUUCUAUCGUUCACCUGCCUCGAUCACUUCGGUCUGAUCCCUCUCCCUCCUUGUCUUUCAUUACCCUCACAUCCUUCAUGUCCUCGCAAUAAUCUGCUCUCGUCUUUGCUUGCUCGUCCUGUUUCUUGCCGGGGCCCAUCCUUGAGUGGUUCCACCACUCUUACUGUCGUUAUUGUCCGCUUGUCAUUAACUUGUCCAAGUGACACGAGACCCAACACACAUCGUCACUCCAGCCAUGGACUCAACGACGUGGUUCAAAUUCUUCGUCAUCUACUUCCUCUGGCGCUAUGUCCGCCUCAUUGUCAACCUGUGGGCCUUCUGGACUUUCAAGCCGAUCCCCAUCCCAGAAAAUCCCACUCUUUGGCCAUCAGAUGUCACGGUCAUCUUGCCUACCCUGGACGGCGAGGGAGAGGAGCUGGAGAAAACCAUCGCCUCAAUCAUGGAGAACGAGCCCAAGGAGUUGAUUCUGGUCACAAUCGAUGAGAACUUGACCAAGGCAGAGCGGACCAUGGAGAAGAUGCCGGCCGCCAAGUACCACCGCAUCCGUUGCAUGUCGGUCAAGCAUGCCAACAAGAGACGGCAAAUGGCUCGAGCCAUCCCCGAGGUCACCACUGAGAUCAUCGUCUUUGCCGACGACGACGUCACGUGGCCCCCUCGGACUCUCCAGUGGAUGCUGGCCCCAUUCGAGGACAAGAGAUACGGAGGAGUGGUCACCUGUCAGCGGCUGCGACGGGCCGAGAAUCCCACCUUCUCUCAGCGUAUCUACGGUUUCCUAGGAGCACUCUACCUGGAGCGUCGAAAUUUUGACUGUGCGGCCACCACUCACGUCGACGGAGGCGUUCCAUGCUUGUCCGGCCGGACCUGUGCCUAUCGGACAAGCAUCCUCCAGGACAUCAAUUUCACCAAUGGAUUCACAAAUGAGAAGUGGUGGUUUGGCCAAUUCCAGCUCAAUGCUGACGACGAUAAUUUCCUUACGCGCUGGAUGGUCUCGCAUCGGCACGAAACCUACAUGCAGUACCACCCCGAAUGUGAAGUGCUGACCACACUCGAAAACAACCCAAAAUUUCUCAAACAAUGUUUGAGGUGGGCGCGCAGUAAUUGGCGCAGCAACCUCACCAGCAUGUUUGCUGAACGUCAUAUUUGGCUUCGACAACCUUAUAGCACGUACGCAGUUCACGUCACGACGUUGAUGCCGCCUGCCAUAAUCGGAGACGGACUUCUCUGGCUCUAUUUAUGCAAGGGCGUUCGUGACUGGCCAGCCGACCAAGCCAAGAGUGCCAUCUGUGCUUUUGCAGCUUGGAUGAUAUUCUCCAAGUUCAUUAAGCUGGUCACUCACUUUGUCCGCUAUCCCGUCGACAUAUUCCUGUGGCCGGUCUCUAUCCUCUUCGGAUGGUUUCAUGGCGCCAUCAAGGUCUACGCUGUAGUGACGUUGGGCGUGACCACCUGGGGCAGUCGACCUAACGCCGACGCCAGCGACUCUGGAAGAAUGAUCCGCCAAAAGAAAGCACAUUGCUACGAAUCGGGAGACGAAAAGUUGCACGAAAAGCUUCUACCUGUCGACGAGAUGAUGACCUACGCCAACGACCAGAAACACUACCAACCUCCCUCCGCAUAACUCUCCUCUCCUCGUAUUCCUGAUGAAUAAACUCGAAUUACUUCGUGACCGAGCCUACUAUUGACAGGUUGCCAAGUGAGGCAAUACAUUUUUCUUACGAACCCCAGAUUUUUACGGUCGGUCGAAUUGUUGAUGCGUUCUUUCUAUAAAAAAAAACAAGCACAUUCUUUCGAAAAGUUCAAAAUGGGAGAUAUGUCAAAAUUGAGACUAAAAAGGACGGCAGAUGGGAAGGUGGGAGGCAUUCUCUUCGAUCCACAAAAGCUCAGCAAAGUUUUCACACUUUGUGUCUUGUAUUACCCCGGAACAGGAGCCGGAUUUCACAUCAAAAAACAAAAUAACGGGGGGGAACUUGGACGCUCUUUUACCCGG
Messenger RNA from Cladophialophora immunda, 2238 nucleotides. RefSeq lists its product as uncharacterized. Bases 490 to 1869 code for a protein of 459 amino acids. NCBI's taxonomy places the organism in Eukaryota, Fungi, Ascomycota, Eurotiomycetes, Chaetothyriales, Herpotrichiellaceae. The transcript has 4 exons. The record is from RefSeq and is a predicted model, not a curated record.